AUGGCCGCCGUCCCUCCACCUUACGAGUACACCCCUCGGGAUUCCAACCAGGUCGCACAAUCGUCCUCGUUCCCCACUCCUGGCCAAUCAAACCAGUUCGAAUUCAGCGAGUCCACGGCAGUGACGCUCGAAUGGCGCGUGAGCGGCUUGAAGGCGAUGUACGAUGGGACAAAGGGAGAGACCAAGUCCAAGUGCAUCAGGUCGGCGGUAUUUGGAGAUGUGGACAACCUAUGGGAGGUGCUGUUCUACCCGAACUCUGGAGCUGCUGGAGGGGAUAAUGCCUCGCUGUACCUUUCAUGCACCCCCACACCGCAGGAAGUCGAAGCCGGCACCCCCGACAAAUGGCAACGCAAAGGCAUCUGGUGGUUCCGCUUCGAAAUCCGCUCUGUGGUCCCUGACGAACGUACCGGCAAGAUCGCUGUCCUCGCUACCAAAGACGCCGCCGACCACACCUUCGCCAUCAAGACUGCCAACUGGGGAUGGCAGCUCUUUGGGUCUCGCCAGACCCUCUUCCGGCACCCGGCCGUGCUCGCCGCCGACGCGUUCGUCAUCGUCUGCACGGUCCAGGCGCAGGCGCAGCCCCCGGCGGGGUAUUGGUUGGGCAUGAGCAUGCCGCUGAAUGGCUGGGUGCCGGCUACGACGGUGGUCAAUGGGAAGGUGGUGGGCAGUGGAGGAGGUUUGAGUGCCUGGAGUGGGGGAGAAGGGUCGAGUGGGGGAGUUGCGGGUGGGACAGCGGCGGGUGGGGGACCCAAGCGGGUCGUGCCGAAGAGUCUGAUCAGUGGGGUGGGAGCGCUGCUCGAUGAUCCGCUCUACUCGGAUGUGGAAUUCAUCAUACCCAAUCCUCAGUGUCGGGGGCAGACAUCGAGUGGGAACGAACCGGACAAAGCCAGCGGCUCUCGACGGAUCUACGCAAACAAGAAACUGCUGGAGCGAUGUGACUAUUUCCGCGCCAUGUUCCGGGGAGGUUUCCGGGAGAACGAGGGCAGCAUCGAUGAGGAUGACUAUGAGGAUGACAUGGAUGGGCUAUCCGACUCGGACGGCGAGGAAGAAGCUGCGGAUCAGCAUCACGGCUCAGCACCCCGACGUAGCCUCUCACCUUUACCACCUAGACCGACGUCGUUUCAUUCCACUCGGAAGACAUCGGUAUCCGGCGAUCGGCCAGACCAAGAGGAUGACGAGCGGGAAGGGGACGAAGAGGAUAGAAUGGUCAUUGAAGAGGAUGCGCCCGAGGGAUCUGGAGGGACAGGCGGGGAUGAAGAGCGUACUGCAGGUACGGGGCAGACGCACGAGGCUGUCCCGGAGAGCGAGGCGUCGAGUCCCUCCGUGUCAGCGGCGGUUAGUACGGCGGGAGGGAGUAAGCGGGAAGUAGGGACGGAUAGGCCCAAGUUGACUCAGGAGGGAGUAGCCGCGGGGCCGAAGAAGACAAAGGUGGUUGUGAGGGAUGCUGCGUGGAGCACCUGGUGGGCGGUAUUGUUCUGGCUCUACACCGACAGCAUCUACUUUGCACCCCUCACAUCCACCUUUACGCACCCUUCCCCGCUCGCCACAGCCGCCGGUCCUUCUCGACCCGGAUCCAUCUCCUCCCUCCCCCAACCUCCCGCACACCGCUUCCGGUCCCGCUCCGAAUGGAUUCAACACUGGAUGAAGACGCAUGAUAUCGCCGCAUCGCCCUCGUCCACCUCUGGAGACCCGCUCGGACCCCGCCCAGUCUCCGCCAAGGCGGUCUACCGACUCGCGGACAAGCUGGACUUGCCAGCACUGAAGCUGCGGGCGUUCCAGCAUAUUAUUGGGGAUUUGACGAGUCAGAAUGUGCCGGCUGAGGUGUUUAGCCGGUUCAGCUCGACGUUCGAGGAUGUACGCAAGGUACAAGUCGCCUACUUCCUCAAGCACUGGACGGAGAUCAAGAAGAGCGAUACGAUGAUGCAGAUCUGGCAGCAGAUCAGACAUGGCAAGCACGUUGGCUUCGAGGAGGUAUGGCCCCUAAUCGUUGGGCAGCUCGACUUCAAGCCGUCAUAG
Molecule: messenger RNA, 2016 nt
Organism: Dioszegia hungarica
Lineage: Eukaryota; Fungi; Basidiomycota; Tremellomycetes; Tremellales; Bulleribasidiaceae
Exons: 9
Coding region: 1-2016 (671 amino acids)
Biological process (GO): regulation of proteolysis; proteasome-mediated ubiquitin-dependent protein catabolic process
Cellular component (GO): cytoplasm
Molecular function (GO): ubiquitin protein ligase binding
Source: RefSeq, a predicted model, not a curated record